AUGAAUACUUUUUCUUAUUAUGAGGAUUCUAAAGUUAAAAAGUUUUAUGACGCAAUAUUUGAAUUAGGAGCAGUUCCUUUAAUUAAUCGACCGACAAGAGUAUCAAUAAACACAACUACUCUUAUCGAUAGUAUUAUUACAACCGAUAUCCUUAACAAAAACAUACAAAAAGGUAUCUUAAAACCUGAUAUUUCCGAUCACUUCCCUAUAUUUUUAACAUUUAACUGUAAUUCCGAAACUAUGAUUAAGACAAGCAAAAAAAUUAGACUGCGUCAUAUUAACAAAGACAAUAUUAAUCAUUUUAAAGAGCAACUAUCAUUGCUCCAUUGGAAACAUAUAAACUUUAACGAUGACGCAAACUCUAUAUAUGAUAAUUUUUUCAACACAUAUCCUAUCUACGAUGCAAAUUUUCCAUUCAUAGAAAAGACAAUAAAUCCAAAAAAAACAUUCAAUCCCUGGAUUACCAAAGAUUUUAAAAAAUUAUCGAAGAUCAAGCAGAAACUGUAUAUAAACUUAAUCGAUAAGUAUAAAAAUAACUCCAAGCGUACAUGGGAAAUAAUAAAAGAAAUAAGCGGAAAACAAAAAGACUGCUCAGGUUUCCUUCCCCAGGUCAUCAAGGUUGAUAACAGAAUCAUCUAUGAACAAAAAGAAAUAGCUUGCGAGUUUAAUAAUUUUUUUGUUAAAGUUGGUCCUGAACUGGCCAAUAAGAUUCCAAAGACGCAGGCUAUAUUUAGUGAUUUUCUAGUACCGAUGACUGAUUGCAUUACAUCUGGAGAGUUGUCUUCUAAAUUAUCAUUUGAAGAAUUUGAAAUAGCAUUUAAAACUCUGAAAAAAAAUAAAGCUACUGGAGCAGAUGACAUUAAUGGUAAUAUAAUUCUAAACUGUUUUGAACAAUUAAAAGAUAUUCUCUUUAAAGUUUUUAGCGCAUCAAUUAAUCAAGGAAUUUUUCCUGAACAACUAAAAAUUGCAAAAAUUACCCCAAUUUUUAAAGAAGGUGAUAGGGCUAUUAUUAGCAACUACCGACCCAUUUCUAUCUUACCUAUAUUUUCAAAAAUAUUAGAAAGAAUUAUGUAUAAUAGAGUCUAUGAUUAUUUUCAAUGCAAUAACCUACUAUAUAGCAAUCAAUUUGGCUUUAAAAAGCACAACUCCACGGAACAUGCAAUCAUUCAAUUUGUACGCGAAAUUUCAAAAUCCUUUGAAAAUUCCCAAUACACACUAGGUAUCUUCAUUGACCUAUCUAAGGCUUUUGAUACAGUAGAUCACACUAUAUUACUGCAUAAGCUUAAAUAUUAUGGGCGUGAUUUAUAUGCAGUGAAAAAAGCUAUGUGA
This is a messenger RNA of Hydra vulgaris (swiftwater hydra), 1329 nucleotides long. The record is from RefSeq and is a predicted model, not a curated record. NCBI's taxonomy places the organism in Eukaryota, Metazoa, Cnidaria, Hydrozoa, Anthoathecata, Hydridae.